This is a messenger RNA of Marmota monax (woodchuck), 2661 nucleotides long. RefSeq names its product casein kinase 1 epsilon (gene Csnk1e). The record is from RefSeq and is a predicted model, not a curated record. Gene Ontology annotation, molecular function: protein serine/threonine kinase activity; ATP binding. The transcript is spliced from 12 exons. Bases 134 to 1429 code for a protein of 431 amino acids. Gene Ontology annotation, cellular component: nucleus; cytoplasm. Lineage: Eukaryota; Metazoa; Chordata; Mammalia; Rodentia; Sciuridae. Gene Ontology annotation, biological process: peptidyl-serine phosphorylation; endocytosis; signal transduction.
GGCCGGGAGAGGCUGGCGCGCCGGGCGGCCCCGCGAAUCCUCCGGCAUCCGCCCCGGCGGGCCGCCCCCGCCCGCGGCAGCCCCCCGAACAGCGGCCCGGCACCGGCGCCUUCCCGGAGGGCGAGAGUGAAUCAUGGAGCUACGCGUGGGAAACAAGUACCGCCUGGGACGAAAGAUCGGGAGUGGGUCCUUUGGAGACAUCUACCUGGGUGCCAACAUCGCCUCUGGUGAAGAGGUGGCCAUCAAGCUGGAGUGUGUGAAGACGAAGCACCCGCAGCUGCACAUCGAGAGCAAGUUCUACAAGAUGAUGCAGGGAGGAGUGGGGAUCCCGUCCAUCAAGUGGUGCGGGGCGGAGGGCGACUACAACGUGAUGGUCAUGGAACUGCUGGGGCCCAGCCUGGAGGACCUCUUCAACUUCUGCUCCCGCAAGUUCAGCCUCAAGACGGUGCUGCUCCUGGCGGACCAGAUGAUCAGCCGCAUCGAGUACAUCCACUCCAAGAACUUCAUCCACCGCGACGUCAAGCCCGACAACUUCCUCAUGGGCCUGGGGAAGAAAGGCAACUUGGUGUACAUCAUUGACUUUGGCCUGGCCAAGAAGUACCGGGAUGCCCGCACCCACCAGCACAUCCCCUACCGGGAAAACAAGAACCUGACUGGCACGGCCCGCUAUGCCUCCAUCAACACGCACCUGGGCAUCGAGCAAAGCCGUCGCGAUGACCUGGAGAGUCUGGGCUACGUGCUCAUGUACUUCAACCUGGGCUCCCUGCCCUGGCAGGGUCUCAAAGCAGCCACCAAGCGCCAGAAGUAUGAGCGGAUCAGCGAGAAGAAGAUGUCAACGCCCAUUGAGGUCCUCUGCAAAGGCUACCCCUCCGAGUUCUCCACAUACCUCAACUUCUGCCGCUCCCUGCGGUUCGACGACAAGCCCGACUACUCCUACCUGCGCCAGCUCUUCCGCAACCUCUUCCACCGGCAGGGCUUUUCCUACGACUACGUCUUCGACUGGAACAUGCUCAAAUUCAUGCGGCCCCCCUCACGCCAGCCCCCUGCCCUUCCCUGUGGACGGCCCCGGGACCAGCUAGGGUGCAGCCCGGAACCCCGAGGAUGUGGACCGAGAGCGGAGAGAGCACGAACGCGAGGAGAGGAUGGGGCAGCUGCGGGGAUCCACAACCCGGGCCCUUCCCCCUGGCCCACCCACGGGGGCCACUGCCAACCGGCUCCGAAGUGCUGCCGAGCCUGUGGCCUCCACCCCCGCCUCCCGCAUCCAGCAAGCUGGCAAUACUUCUCCCAGAGCGAUCUCACGGGUGGACCGGGAGAGGAAGGUGAGCAUGCGGCUGCACAGGGGCGCGCCCGCCAACGUCUCGUCCUCGGACCUCACUGGGCGACAGGAGGUCUCCCGGAUUUCAGCCUCACAGACAAGCGUGCCAUUUGACCACCUCGGGAAGUGAGGAGAGCCAUCGCUGGACCAGUGUUCGCUUAGUGUCUUCACUGUAUUUUCUUUAAAAAAACACAAAAAGAUGGAAAAAAAACCACUCAAAUGAACAAAAAGAAAAAACCCAGCACAAAACCGACGAUGGAUCUUGUUUCUUUGAUUUAUUUUGCCAACGGCAAAAAGAUGGGAUGCCCUUAGCACUGAGGACCGUGUCCCCUUGCACUGCCCGCUGUCCCCAGCCUUCAGGCUGCCAAAUGCUCCCCAACAACACCGGCUCACACCAGCCAGAUGCCAAGGCCCCACUUCAGCCACCUGUUCCUGCCACCACCAUCCGCCUGCCGGGAGGGCGCCCCUCGGUGUGGGAGAGCAGCCAGCAGGGACGCCGGGAGCCCAGUCGAAGGCAGCCAGUCAAAGGCGGGUUCCACCGGGCUCCCUGAGCCUUGGAACCAAGGAGAUGCGCACAGUCCCUGUCCCUCUGAGCUGACAGUGGCCAACUUUCUAUGCUGGACUUUCCAGCAUCCCCCUGAGCAUUUGGGUCCUUCCUUUGUCUCUCCAUGAAGCCUUGAGUGAGGUGGUGGCCACUAUUGCCUUGUGUGUAUGUGUGCGUGCGCGUAUUUGACCUGUGUCCCAGAGCAGCGAUGCCCCGUCCCCACCUGCCAGGCUGAGUUUGUUAUCCCCGUGGAAGGGAUGUGGGGGUGGACAGUGGCCUCCACAUCCCUCAGGGCACAGCGGGUCCUUGCCACCACCAGUCCCCAAAUGCCAGCCUGUGGCGGUCCCAUCUUCCAUUCCUGCCUGGUCUGGGGCAGAGACUGUGGAGACUACUCCCAGCCAGCACCUGCUCUGGGUUAUCAGCUACUUCUCUGGUCCUGACAGUCACCUGGGGUCCCCCUCCCCUGGGCCCUGCCUUCUGGGGAGGAGCCUGGGGUCAGGGCUAAGUGUUGGAUUUUCCAUCCUUCCUAGUUAACACCUGUUUUUGUUUAUUAUUUUAUUUUUGUUUGUUUUCUCCAUGUGUGUAUUUCCUAAUUUAUUUACCUCUGUUUCCCCUUUUCCUUUUUUUUUUUUUUUUUAAUUAAAGAGCAAAGGUUUUUAUUACUUUGUAAUUUAAAAAAUUGAAAAAAAUACUGAAGAACUUUGGGGGGAAUUUUGUACUUUUUUCCUGUGUAAAUAUCGGACUUUUUUGAGCUUUAUUGUGGUUGUUAAUUUGAAGUAAUAAAGUAGAAGAGGAUACCGUG